AUGGCCGCAGAUUUGCCUUGGAACGAAGAUUGGCGGAGAGGCGAGCGAGGCGUGAUGUGCACGAAGAAUGGGCGGGAAGGUGGGAGAAAACGUAAACGUUGCGCAAAUCGGUUAAAGGCUGAAGUUUAUGCAAGAAAAAUGCGAGACUAUAAGAACGAAAAUGCUAUGUCGUUAACGAAAGAUUUACUUUGCGUCGUUACAAUCGUUUCUGCUCCCGUAUGAUAAACGGGCCACGUUCACAAGUAGUAGUGUAUACUUUUAAGCGUUUUGGAGCACCGUGAUUGUAUUAUUAUUGUGAUUAUUUUCCAUUGAUAAUCAACUUUAAUAAAGAAUUUUUUUUUUUCUUCUAUCCCCGUGGGUUUUUCGAUUAUAGACGCGACAAGCGUUUAUACCGUAACAGCUAUUAUUAUAUAGAUAGCCAUGUAGUAAUAGCGCACGAUCGUUUCCGUUCAAUUCGAUUUCGGCCCAGGUUGUUUGUUCGUUUUUUAUCUUCCGGCCGUCCGUCCUCGGGCCGAUAUUAAGUAUUUCGCCAGAUAUAGGCCGAAAAGGUUUCGACCGGAAUCCUCCGCGAACUGCAGUACACCUGAUGCCCGAAUCCGCAAUGAAUAUACGCGCACGGGCUACGGCACGGCCCCGCAGCCUUUUGUUUUCCGGGGAAUAA
This is a messenger RNA of Cinara cedri, 661 nucleotides long. Lineage: Eukaryota; Metazoa; Arthropoda; Insecta; Hemiptera; Aphididae. The record is from the annotation of a GenBank genome assembly.